AUGGAAAUCCAUCAAAUACGCAACCGCAGGCCAUUCUUAGAUCAAGAAGGACCACCCGUACCACCAAAACCAUAUGCUUCGAAUACGCCUUCAACAACGCAUGACCGACUCGCAGCUGUAACAUCGACUCCAGGGAAUGCGAUAUCAAAGCCACUUCCACCGGUUCCCGGGUCAAGAUUAAGUCGCGGUGCGGGAAGCAAAGUAGUAUCGAAGCCUCUGCCGAGUCCCCCAAAGAGCUCGACUGUACAGUCGACGUUUCUAUGGAUCUUAGGGUUUGCGGUUUGGUUUCUGCUAAUCGUGAUCUUGCUACCUGUGAUCACGGAGAAAGAUGCAAUGCCAGGAUUCAAUCGGUGGCUUCGAAACCGAUUCACAUGA
Bipolaris victoriae FI3 is the source of this 375-nucleotide messenger RNA. RefSeq lists its product as hypothetical. NCBI's taxonomy places the organism in Eukaryota, Fungi, Ascomycota, Dothideomycetes, Pleosporales, Pleosporaceae. The transcript has a single exon. The record is from RefSeq and is a predicted model, not a curated record. The coding region runs from base 1 to 375 and encodes 124 amino acids.